UCCCCUAAAAUUUCAGGCUAUGUCGAAAUCAUUUUGGAUACAGCAACGACAAAGGUACACUGACUUGUGUCAUUUGAUUUCCACGGUGGAUAAGGCGCUAUCGAUUCUCACUACACUGUGCAUAUCGAACAACAUGUAUUACAUUCUGAUGCAGCUUCUGAACAGUUUCCAACCGAAACGCAGUUUGAUUGAAAGUGUCUACUUUUGGUUCUCUCUAUCCUUUUUGCUGUGGCGCAUUCUGUCGGUGUUGCUAAAUGCGUCAAAAAUUCACGAUGAAUCCAAACGACCGAUGACUAUUAUCAGAAACAUUCCGCAGGAGCAAUAUCACAAAGAGGCCAAACGAUUUUUGGAGCAGAUUCAGAAUUCGGAAGUCGCCCUCACUGGUAUGCGAUUUUUUCAUUUAACCAGAAAACUACUUCUAUCGAUAACAGGAACUAUAGUGACUUAUGAAUUGGUGCUGAUCCAGUUUCAAAGGACAAUUAUCGAGCCUGAAACCGUUGUUUGUUGAAUAGAUAUCCCUCGAGAUAAAAAUUUCGAAUCAUGAAAUAAUGGCAUUCCUAAUGCAAUCUUCUGAUAAAUUCAAAUGUAAAAAAAUUUAGAAGACACCAUGAUCCACAUUUUUCAUAAUAGACUAUGCCAAAAAGACUUUCUUUCUCAAUUUUUUUUUUAUAAAGUAGUAAAACUAGAAAAUAAACAUACCCGUGUCUCUGCUUUUGACGAAAAAACUUGAAACAGGAAAGAUUUUUCCUUUUAUAAAUUCCU
Bradysia coprophila is the source of this 762-nucleotide messenger RNA. Its product is annotated as gustatory receptor for sugar taste 64f-like. Gene Ontology annotation, biological process: sensory perception of sweet taste; detection of chemical stimulus involved in sensory perception of taste. Gene Ontology annotation, cellular component: membrane. Gene Ontology annotation, molecular function: sweet taste receptor activity. Lineage: Eukaryota; Metazoa; Arthropoda; Insecta; Diptera; Sciaridae. The record is from RefSeq and is a predicted model, not a curated record.